Opisthorchis viverrini is the source of this 225-nucleotide messenger RNA. RefSeq lists its product as hypothetical. Gene Ontology annotation, molecular function: JUN kinase binding; MAP kinase scaffold activity; signaling receptor complex adaptor activity. The record is from RefSeq and is a predicted model, not a curated record. NCBI's taxonomy places the organism in Eukaryota, Metazoa, Platyhelminthes, Trematoda, Opisthorchiida, Opisthorchiidae. Gene Ontology annotation, biological process: vesicle-mediated transport. The transcript has a single exon. Gene Ontology annotation, cellular component: cytoplasm. The annotation marks the transcript as partial.
CCACAUCAACACAUCCUGACACCUCUAUGGUCACUUGUGAGCUUCCCUCAUCCACUGUCACAUUUGCCUCGGAUCCGUCUCCGAAUUGCUCAAACAUGCCAACUAGCGCGCAACCCACAGUGUGGAUUGGAUGCUACAAUGGGGACGUGUUUGUUCAUUCAGCCGUGACACACUGGCGGCGUUCUAUGCAUGCUGUUCAUCUUCCCGAUGCUGUCACUCAGAUUU